AUGGGAAAUUGCAUAAGGUCAAGCAAAAUAAGGCUGCACGAAGAGGAUGAUAACAUUGAGGAGCUGCAUCAAGAAAAGAAAGAAACAAGGAUUGUGAAGGAAAGUGGCAGUUUCCAGAAAGGUGCAAGCCUUAAGGUUAAGAUAGUGCUUACGAAGGAGGAGCUAGAGUGGUUAAUGUUUCAACUAAAGUUCAAUGGAGGAAGGAAGCUAGAAGAUGUUUUGGGAGAGAUAGAGAGAGGGAGAAUGAAAGUUAAAACAUGGAAACCCUCGUUGGAGAGUAUCAUGGAAACUCCUGAAGGGCUUGAAACAGAGAGACGAGCCCUUUGA
Molecule: messenger RNA, 327 nt
Organism: Populus euphratica (Euphrates poplar)
Lineage: Eukaryota; Viridiplantae; Streptophyta; Magnoliopsida; Malpighiales; Salicaceae
Exons: 1
Coding region: 1-327 (108 amino acids)
Source: RefSeq, a predicted model, not a curated record